This is a messenger RNA of Condylostylus longicornis, 3215 nucleotides long. RefSeq names its product phosphatidylinositol 3-kinase catalytic subunit type 3 (gene Pi3K59F). NCBI's taxonomy places the organism in Eukaryota, Metazoa, Arthropoda, Insecta, Diptera, Dolichopodidae. The transcript has 4 exons. Gene Ontology annotation, biological process: phosphatidylinositol-mediated signaling; autophagy of peroxisome; endocytosis. Gene Ontology annotation, molecular function: 1-phosphatidylinositol-3-kinase activity. Bases 132 to 2942 code for a protein of 936 amino acids. The record is from RefSeq and is a predicted model, not a curated record. Gene Ontology annotation, cellular component: peroxisome; phosphatidylinositol 3-kinase complex, class III, type I; phagophore assembly site.
AAAGUUCUGUACAUUUAAAUAUAAAGUUUAUUAAGAUAUAGUAAAAUGUAUUCAGUUCAUUACUAAUUUCAAGUUAAAUUUCGGUUUUAAUUUCAUAAAAGUUAUAUCAAGAGGAUUAAUAAUCAAGUACAAUGGAUAAGCCAGACGAUACUUUUCGUUACAUAUACAGUUCAUCUCUUGAAGAAAGGGUAAAAAUCAAAGUUGGAACUUUAGAAGGUGAAAAACAAAAACCGGCUUAUGAAAAAUUACUUGAACAACCAUUACUUAGAUUUUCUGGUUUAUAUUCAGAAGAAUGUGCGCCACUUCUAGUUCAAAUUCAAGUUUAUAAUAAAGGACAACCAUAUUGUUUACCGGUAACAACAUCAUAUAAAGCUUUUACAAAAAGAUGGAGUUGGAAUGAAUGGGUAACAUUACCGUUACAAUUUUGUGAUCUUCCUCGAACUGCAGUUUUAGCUUUUACAAUAUUGGAUUGUAUUGGUCCAGAUCAAACUGCUGUUGUUGGUGGUACAGCAAUAUCAUUAUUUGGUAAAAAUGGUAUGUUUCGCCAGGGAAUGUUUGAUUUACGUAUAUGGCUUGAUGUUGAAGGUGAUGGUAAUUAUCCAUCAAAAACACCUGGAAAAGGUAAAGAAUCUAGUAAAUCACAAAUGCAAAGACUUGGUAAAUUAGCAAAGAAGCACCGUAAUGGUCAAAUACAAAAAGUUGACUGGCUUGAUCGAUUAACAUUUCGUGAAAUCGAGAUGAUUAAUGAGAGAGAAAAACGAAUGUCAGAUUAUUUAUAUUUAAUGAUUGAAUUUCCAGUAAUAUAUGUAGACGAUAAAAUAUAUUCUGUUGUAUAUUUUGAACCAGAUGGUGAUACAACUUAUAAAUUUGUUGCAAAACCAAAAAUGGUUACUGUACCCGAUCCAGAAAUAUUGCAAGAAAAUUUAGUUGAAAGAAAACAUCAUAGACUGGCACGUUCAGCUAGAUCUGGUUUAUCUGAUAAAGAUGCUAAGCCAACCGCACAAAUUAGAGAUCAAUUACAUACAAUAGUUUACAGAUAUCCUCCUACAUAUCCGUUAAAUAGCGAAGAACAAGAUUUGUUGUGGAAGUUUAGGUUUUAUUUAAGCAGUCAUAAAAAGGCGCUUACAAAAUUCUUAAAAUGUAUUAACUGGGAAACGCCGCUUGAAGCUAAACAAGCUCUUAAUUUACUAACACAAUGGACACCUAUGGAUGUGGAAGAUGCUCUAGAGUUAUUAAGUCCUUCCUUUACUCACGCGGAAGUGAGAAGAUAUGCUAUAAGUCGGUUAAAGCAGGCUCCUGAUGAAGAUUUGCUUUUAUAUUUACUACAAUUAGUUCAAGCUCUUAAAUAUGAAAAUUUCGAUGAUAUAAUUGAAUCAUAUAAGAAAAUUCUUCCAGACAAGGAUAUUGUAAAAUCAUUUGAUGAUAAUGGUUUUGACCAAAGUUCAACUUCAGAUUCAAAUAGCGGUCGUGGUGGAACGGCUUGUAGUACUGAGUCGCAUAAAUUAACAAAAAAGGCUACACAACAAUCUUUAAGUUCUAUUGGAUCUACCAAUAAUAUGCCAACUGGGCAGGAGAAUGCUGGAUCAGAUUUGAAUCGUUCCGAUAUUGGUUCUGAUAACUCAAAUACAUUGAUGGGUGACAAUAUACCAACAAAUAAAACUAAAAGUAACUCUAUGCCAAAUGAUUUAUCUUCAUUUUUAAUUGAACGGGCAUGUUCUAAUAGUAAACUAGCCAACUAUCUUUACUGGUAUUUAUCGAUUGAAGUUGAAGAUCAAGAAAAUGUACGAAAACAAGAUGAACGAGUUCGUAAUAUGUAUACAAUGGUAUUGAAAAUGUUUUUAAAAGUUUUGGAAAAUGGUAAUAGUAAAUUAAAAGUAAUUAGACAAAAUUUGGAUAAACAACAAAGAUUUAUAGACGAAUUAGUUCGAUUAGUGAAAAUUGUAGCUAAAGAACCUGGAAACCGAAAUAAAAAAACAGACAAAUUCAAGCAACUUCUGGCUGAUGCUGAUUAUUUUAAAAUUAAUUUUAAGAGAUUUGAACAUGAAAUACCUUUUCCUCUAGAUCCUGAUGUAAGCAUUACAGGAAUAGUUCCCGACAAAACAUCCUUGUUUAAAAGCGCUUUAAUGCCGUCUAAACUGACUUUUGUAACUUCGAUACCUCGCCAAGAAUAUGUAGCAAUUUUUAAACACGGUGAUGAUCUCAGACAAGAUCAACUAAUUUUACAAAUGAUAACUUUAAUGGAUAAAUUAUUGCGCAGAGAAAAUUUAGAUUUAAAACUCACUCCUUAUAAAGUUUUAGCCACUAGUUCUAAGCAUGGAUUUUUGCAAUAUAUUGAGUCCUGUACUGUUGCAGAUGUUUUAGCAAAAGAAGGUAGCAUUCAUAAUUAUUUUAGAAAACAUAACCCAUGUGAAACUGGACCUUACGGAAUAAGUUCAGAAAUAAUGGAUACUUAUAUAAAAAGUUGCGCUGGUUAUUGCGUUAUCACUUAUUUAUUAGGUGUUGGUGAUCGUCAUUUAGACAAUUUACUUCUUACUGAAAAUGGUAACCUGUUUCACAUUGAUUUUGGUUAUAUAUUGGGACGAGAUCCUAAACCCAUGCCACCACCAAUGAAACUUAGUAAAGAAAUGGUAGAAGCUAUGGGGGGUAUAAGUUCCGAGCAUCAUCAUGAAUUCCGAAAACAAUGUUAUACAGCAUUUUUACAUUUGCGUAGACACGCUAAUGUGAUGCUGAAUUUAUUUUCAUUGAUGGUUGAUGCUAGUAUUCCAGAUAUUGCGUUAGAACCUGAUAAAGCGGUGAAAAAAGUUGAAGAAAAUUUAAAGCUCAGUCUAACCGAUGAAGAAGCAGUCCAGCAUUUGCAAAGUUUAUUGGAUAUUUCAAUUACAGCUGUAAUGCCAGCAUUAGUCGAACAGAUUCACAAAUUAGCUCAAUAUUGGCGAAAAUAAGAUUUUAAGCGUACAUUUUAUAAAGACACUUUUGCUUUGUAAAAUAAAUUAUAUACAUAUAUGUUUUUAUAUUUUUAGUUUAAAUUUAAGAAAAAAUUAAUUUUUUUUAGAUAUUAAAAUUAUUAUGUAUCCACACUUAUUAUGACUUUUGACAUUAUUAAUUUAUAAUUAUGUAAAUUUCUAAAGCAAUUGGCAUUAUCAGUUUUAUAAUUUUUAGCACACUUGUAAUGUGAUUAUUUGGUUUAAUAAAAUUUUAAUGCAAAAGAAAUCAUA